AUGCUGCGCCUGAAAGAUAAAAGAAAGCACCAUGACUCCAGGAAGGACCACAACGGAGGGCACCGCAACUCAAGAAAGUACAACCACAGGUACUACCACAGAGACUACAACAACAGAAAGCACCACAACGGGGACCACUACAAUGGAAAGAACUACCACAAUUGGCACUACAAUUCCAGAAAAACCACCACAACAGAAAGUACAACAACUGGCAUCACGACUCCACAAAGUAGUACCACAGAGACCACCACAACAGAAAGUACAUCAACUGGCACCACACCUCCACAAAGUAGUACCACAGAGACCAUAACAACAGAAAGCUCCACAACGGGGACCACAACAAUAGAAAGCACAAGCACUGGCACCACAACUCCGCAAAGUACUACCACAGAGACCACCACAACAGAAAAAAGCACAACCAUUGGUAGCACAACUCCAGAAAGUACUACCACACAGACCACAACAACAGAAGAGACCACAACUGCAGAAAGUACAACCACUGGCACCACAACUGCUGAAAGUACUGAAAGUACAACCACUGGCACCACAACUGCAGAAAGUACUACCACGGAAUCCCAGAUGCUGAAGCAGAUGGCGGAAAAUGAGCUGAAGGUUUAUGAGGAGGAGGUGAGAGAUUGCAGGAGGGCAGCUGGGAAGGUGAAUCGGAGAAAAUCCAAAGAAUCGGGGCAGGAAGUCAACAGUUCAGUUGAGAGGAAGUGA
Messenger RNA from Puntigrus tetrazona (Sumatra barb), 720 nucleotides. Its product is annotated as integumentary mucin C.1-like. Lineage: Eukaryota; Metazoa; Chordata; Actinopteri; Cypriniformes; Cyprinidae. The coding region runs from base 1 to 720 and encodes 239 amino acids. The record is from RefSeq and is a predicted model, not a curated record. The transcript is spliced from 7 exons.